AGAAAUGCUUCAACCACGAUUGGUAAACAAAUAGGCCCUCACGCCUAAAGCAAAUAUGCUGGCUAGACCUGGGGCACCCUCUUUGGAUUAACUAUUUCAGAACAUUGGAAUCACUUCUUUUUUUUCCAUCUCUUCUAACCCUAUUGGUGAUUGAACAGAACAUCUGAAUCACUUUUGUUUGAUUGCACAAUGCUUCUCCCUUUCUAUCUGAUUAUACAGCAAACAUCAUUAUGCAUGUCAGCUCAACUUCUCUUCUCCUUCUCCAUGGAUCUGAAAUAAAUCAGGUCUAGUGGUCUGAUACUAUUAGCUUCUCCACAAUCUAAACAAGUGGACCUCCACCGCAUUUAAAUCUGUUUUUAUAUAUUUUUUUAUACCUAGAUUUUUAUCAUAUGAGUGCAUGCUGCAUUUGGCUUGAUUUUUGGGCCAGGGAAUUCAGUGGGCCCACCUCACAAACAGCCUAGCUCUCUACAUGCGCUCCAUGUUAACACGCAUGCCUAUGAAUCCCGAUGUCUCAGUCUUGUUAGCAGGCCUAUAUAGAGUUGGAUUGGCUAAAAUUCUGGAUUUAUAUUAUGAAGAUCUGUACACCCUCCCUAACAAACAGUCCUCAUCUGGGUUGGUUUCAGAAAUUUCAAAAUUAUCAAAGAAGGAGCUCUUCAUCAUUGCAAAUGCUAUCUAUUACAUUUGCUGGUGGAUGUUUUCUGGUAGCCAUUGGUAUUCUUGCUCAACUUUACUACCAAAUGAGGCCGCAGCUUCAUUUCUCAAUUCCAUCAUUCAUGCAAAUAAUGUGGAACAGUGGAAGUGAGAUCCUCGACUUCCAUUCUUAUGCAUUCCAAGAUAAGAUGGUUUCUUCUAGCUUGAAUUUUUAAUAUGCUAUUUUAAAUCAGUUUGUUCCUUCAUUGGAGGACGAUACUACUUUCAUCCAAGAACUAUUUGUGAGAAUGAGAUAUUAAUCCACUACUUCUGCAGAAUCAAAAAAUAAUUUGGUAUUUUUUUCUUGUAUCUGUGAAUCUGAGCUGGAUACGUCUGUCAAAUUCAGGGUGAGGUUUUCGGGUUCUGCUGUUUUUCUCGUAAUAGUGAUGAUAAUCAAACCCUAUAUGUCUCUUGGAACACUAUAUCAUGGGAGAGAGUUAGAUCAAAGAAAAUAGUCCAUGACCCUAUUUCUGCCUUCAAUGUUUCAGCUGAUGGAGAAUUCCUUGCAGUGUAAAUCUUCAAUUAAUGCUUCUUAUAGAAGAAGAAUUUUGAUUCCAUUUUAUAGGCUUUCCGAUUUGAGUGAUUGAAUCGGUUUGAAGAACUGACAUUUUUCUAUCAUUCGUAUGGUAAUUGUCUGAUAUUGGUUGUUCUUGACACUCUUCAUGAAGUGAUGGAUCAAGAUUCUACUCGAGGAUCACACAUCUGGUUAAAAUUUUUCAAGUAGCUCCAUUUCUACUCACACAUUUUCUUUGUCAUUGUUAUCUGUUUUCUGUUCUAUCCUGAUUCUUGCUUCCGUUGAACAACUGAAAAUUUCAUGCAGGCUUUUUGGGAGUUUCUUAAAUAUUUUGAUUCGAUGGAGUUGUUUCUCAGUUUUAUGUCUAGCCUUUAGAAAAUUUUCAACAUCAACAUGCACAGAAUUUAUUCUUGUUGGAAGCUUCCUCACUGCUCAAUACAGCCAACCAAAUCGAUCUCUCCUUGGAAGUCAUCUUAUCUUGGAGACACCUUGAUUUCUGGAUUUGCAUUUGAUCAUGGCAAUCAGCAACCCGACUUUCCACAUCUUCAUCAAACCAUGGGGCUUCUUGAAAGGAGGAUUCUGACCUUUUGGAAGUCCCAAACUCACCCACUGAAUUUGCUCCAUCCAUCAUACAUACAUACAAGCAUGCACUUUUUUAAACUUCAUGCAUCUUUAAUAAUAAUAAAAAGUUGUUUGGAAGCUGAUAUUUAAACCCAACCUGAUUGAUUUGCAUACACCUGUUCUCCAUUUUGGGAAUUGGAAAGCUACUCGUGUUUAUUUUCUUGCUGUUUAGUCCCGAUUCAUCUCUCUCUCUCUCUCUCCCUCUCUCUCUCUCUCUCAAAUUCUAUUUUUUUAAUUACUGUUUUGCAUUG
Magnolia sinica is the source of this 2076-nucleotide messenger RNA. RefSeq lists its product as uncharacterized. Bases 470 to 802 code for a protein of 110 amino acids. Lineage: Eukaryota; Viridiplantae; Streptophyta; Magnoliopsida; Magnoliales; Magnoliaceae. The record is from RefSeq and is a predicted model, not a curated record. The transcript has 4 exons.